AUGCUGUCUAAGGUUUGGAGAUCUUCUUUUUCUGCUGCUAGAUUGAUCAGUACGAGAUUUAUUCAUCGGCAGAAAGGUGCAGUUAGAAAGCGUCUACCCUCUUCGCCAGUCCGUUGCAAUGGUAGCGAAAUAACUUUCAAAGGAGAGAGUUUGAAAUUGAAGAGUGGGUCUCAUUAUAUCAAAAGCUUAGGUAAUGCGAUUGAUUUGUUCGAUGAUAUGGUUCGGUGUCGUCCCUUCCCUUCCGUGAUUGAUUUCUGUAAAUUAAUGGGUGUCAUCGUGAGGUUGAAUCGACCAGAUGUUGUGAUUUCUUUCCAUCAGAAGAUGGAAAUGCGUCGGAUUCGGUGCAAUAUCUACAGCUUUACUAUUCUGAUAAAGUGUUUCUGCACCUGCGAGAAGUUGCCAUUUGCUUUAUCUACGUUUGGCAAGAUCACCAAACUUGGUCUCCAGCCUAACGUCGUCACGUUUAGCACUCUGCUCCACGGAUUCUGUCUCGGAGAUAAGAUCUCUGAAGCCGUAGCUUUGUUUGAUCAAAUGGUUGAAACGGGAUAUGCACCCAACGUCAUAACGUUUACUACAUUGAUGAAUGGUCUUUGCCGCGAGGGCCGAAUGCUGGAAACAGUAGCUUUGGUUGAUCGGAUGGUAGAAAAAGGUCACCAGCCUAACAUUGUUACUUACGGAACAAUUGUGAAUGGAAUGUGUAAAAUGGGAGACAUUGUCUCGGCCUUGAAUCUGCUUAGGAAGAUGGAGAAAUGCCACAUCGAAGCCAGUGUUGUAAUCUAUAGUGCCAUCAUUGAUCGUCUUUGCAAAGAUGGACGUCAUAACGAUGCUCAAAAUCUUCUCGAUCAAAUGCACGAGAAAGGAAUUUUCCCCAAUGUAUUUAUCUACAACCGUAUGAUAGAUGGUUUUUGCAACUAUGGUAAUUGGAGUGAUGCAGAGCGAAUUCUGCGUCAAAUGAUUCAAAGGAAUAUCGACCCUGAUGUUGUUACUUACAGUACAUUGAUCAAUGCAUUGGUCAAAGAAGGAAAGUUCUUUGAGGCUGAAGAAUUAUACGAUGAGAUGCUCCGUAGGGGUAUAUCUCCUGAUACGAUUACAUAUUCUUCAAUGAUCAAUGGAUUUUGUAAACAUGAUCGUCUAGAUGACGCCAAGCGCAUUUUUUAUUUGAUGGCUAGUAAGGGCUGCUCUCCGAACGUAGUGACUUUGAAUACACUCAUAGACGGAUGUUGUAGGGCUAAGAGGGUAGAUGAUGGAAUGAAGCUUCUCCAUGAGAUGUCUAGAAGAGGAUUAGUUCCUGAUACAGUUACUUACAACACUCUUAUUCACGGGUUCUGUCAGGUGGGCGAUCUUCAUGCUGCUCAAGACCUUUUCCAGGAGAUGAUUUCUCAUAAUGUGAGCCCUGAUAUCGUAACUUUCGGCAUUUUGCUGGACGGUUUUUGCAAGAAUGGGAAAGUAGAAAAGGCAUUGGAAAUGUUCAAAGUAAUGCAGAAGAGUAAGAUGGAUCUUGAUACUGCUGUUUAUAACAUCAUCAUUCAUGGGAUGUGCAAGGACGGCAAGGUGGACGAAGCAUGGGACUUAUUCGCUAGUCUUCCCAUUGAUGGUGUGGAGCCUGAUGUCCAAACGCACAAUAUAUUGAUCAGCGGUUUUGUUAAAGAAGGGAAGUUUUUAAGGGCUGAAGAAUUAUACGAGGAGAUGCUCCGAAAAGGCAUUGCUGCUAAUACAGUUACUUACGGCACUUUGAUUCAUGGGUUUUUUCAAGUUGGUGAUCUUCAUGGCGCCUUAGAGAAAUUCCAGGAGAUGAUUUCUAGUGGUGUGUCUCCUAAUGCCAUUACUUUCCGCAUUAUGCUUGCCGGUUUAUGUAGUAAGGAGGAACUACAAAAGGCAGAGGCAAUGUUGCUGGAUCUGCAGAUGAGUGUGGAUGGUGAAUGA
Molecule: messenger RNA, 1923 nt
Organism: Microthlaspi erraticum
Lineage: Eukaryota; Viridiplantae; Streptophyta; Magnoliopsida; Brassicales; Brassicaceae
Source: the annotation of a GenBank genome assembly